Ambispora leptoticha is the source of this 723-nucleotide messenger RNA. NCBI's taxonomy places the organism in Eukaryota, Fungi, Glomeromycota, Glomeromycetes, Archaeosporales, Ambisporaceae. The record is from the annotation of a GenBank genome assembly.
AUGGGUCUCUUGCCAACUCCAACAAAUGCUACUCUCCGUGCCCUCGCAGUGUCAUAUUUGUACCCUGCUCUUCUUUUGGGGUCUGUCGAAAUUUAUCAGCGUAUCACUAGAACCUCCGUCAGCUUAACUCGUAAGAUUAUUCAUUUGGGUGCCGGCACUUACAUGCUGGCGACGCUUUAUUUAUUUGAACAAUGGCAGUGGACCGUUUUCCUAAUGGGAUCUUUCGUCGUGUUGAAUGCCAUAUUUUGGCGAAUGAGAAUUUUUAAAGCGAUGGAUACUCAACAAGCGACACCUGGAACUGUCUACUUUGCUUUUUCAUGUGCAUUUCUUCUUGGCUGGUUUCAUCAGGGUUGGGAAGAUGGUUUUCCACGUGGACGUGAAUAUAUUGCGAUAGCGGGUAUAAUGGCCAUGACCUAUGGUGAUGCUUUCGCAGCCAUUAUUGGAAAACGAUAUGGCAAACAUGAAUAUCAGGUUAUUGGCGAUGGGGAUAAUAGACGUACUCUUGAAGGAUCUCAAGCGAAUUUCAUUGCUUCUUUUUUGGCAGUCUCAAUAACUUGGAUGAUAAUGUCUCCUCCUGAGCUUAACAACUAUUGGGAUAUUAUUUUCGGUUCAAUAAUUGCUGCCGUAGCAAGUACCGCUUUUGAAGCGAUCAGCCCAAGAGGAACUGAUAAUUUAACAGUUCCAAUCGGUGUAAGUUUUACAUUAUCAUGGCUUGGAUACUAG